AUGGCACAGUGUCUCAAAUUAGCUGUUGACACCCGUAGUCGACAAAUUGAAGUAGAUGUGGAAAACCUGGAUACAUGUAGGAAUGAAGAUCUACCUCCACUGUUGAAAUCUGAGGCACAACCAGUCAUUUUGGAAGAACACCACACAAAACCUCCUGAGAAAAAGCGUAAGAGGCUCAAGAUUGUUUAUAAUAAGAUAUUAAUUUGUCUGACAAGAAUUAAAGUAAAGAUUGUUUUAUUUUGUUUUCUCAGGGGCAAAUCCAAGAACCAAGAUUCACCCACCCCUGAAUUUCCAAUUGAUCCUAAUGAGCCAACAUACUGUUUGUGUAAUCAGGUCUCAUUUGGAGAGAUGAUUGGAUGUGACAAUGAAGAGUGCCCAAUAGAGUGGUUCCACUUUCAGUGUGUGGGACUCACAACAAAACCCAAAGGCAAAUGGUACUGCCCCAAGUGUACAAACGAACGAAAGAGAGAGCGGAGCUGUCUUAGAUAAUCUCCUCCUUGGUCUUGUUGGUUUCUGUGAAUAGUGUAGAAUUUGAAUCUCUUGUCGCGCCACGAAGGAAAAUGUAAUAUCAAGGACUCUAAAGUUCUUAAAGUGCAGCGAUACGAAAUAUGAAAUGUUUUUCAUUGUAACGUUUUUAUCGUAGAACUAUGAAUAAAUUGUCCAAAUGCUCCAAAACUGGUUCGUCUAUAGUCUCAAGAUUAGCUUUGAGGUCACUCAACUGGUACGGUCAAAUCAAGUCGUGGGAACAACGGCAUUUUGGCAAGCCUAGGUGGAUUCACUCGUACAGUUUCCGUUUCGUAUUAUCCAAUGAAAGAGUAGCUCUAGCAUUCGAGAGCAUGCCGUAAGUUGCCUAGCAACCUCGAGAGGUAAACUGCGGGCUCGGUUUUGCCUGUGUCUUUGGAACAGUUAGUUUCGUAAACGCAAGAACAGGUAAAUAUUUUUCGAGAACAAAAAGGCAUUGGUAUGAAAACUGGUAUUUGAGGUCAUGUAGGAGAAAUCUUGGGCGAAGAAUUCCUGCAACCACUUAUGUGAACUUCACUGGAUGAGAAGUCUUCUUGUUUCCAGUAGCAACAGUCUCACAAGUGACUGCGAGAUGAGACUCGCCCCAGAUUUCUUCUGUUUCGGCGACUCUUUGGAAUGCUACGGUGUUGAUGAUAUAAGUACUGUCAAAGUACGCAGCAGAUUUGCUCAGAUGUAACAUGUUUUUGGUAACGUAAGAGUUCAUGUGGUGUAACGAAAUUUACACAGUGGUGACAUUUAUGUACAGGUUUAAUUAGAUGACCACAUUAAUAAAUGUAAACUACUUGUACAUUGCGUAAGUGGUAAUUGAAGAUGUAGUCGAUUAAAAAAAAACGUCUGUA
Orbicella faveolata is the source of this 1361-nucleotide messenger RNA. Its product is annotated as inhibitor of growth protein 1-like. Gene Ontology annotation, biological process: positive regulation of DNA-templated transcription. Lineage: Eukaryota; Metazoa; Cnidaria; Anthozoa; Scleractinia; Merulinidae. The record is from RefSeq and is a predicted model, not a curated record. Gene Ontology annotation, cellular component: nucleus.